AAUAUUAAUCAAGCAAAUCAAAUUGGCUAUGCUCAGCAUGCUAAACAUAAACAAUGGCGUCAGCCCAGCCGGAGGUGAUUUACAAGGGCUGGCUGAAGAAAUCUACUGAACCAGAGUCAAAUGCCAAGAAGAAGAAUUUCCUGAAUCGCUCGUCGUCGAGUUGGAAGAAACGUUACGUUGUCUUACUUAAAGAAACAGAAGAUAAUCAGGAUGUUGCUGUGUUGGCCGUCUUUGACAAGGAUGUGGCAUGCAACUUUAAUAAACCUCGAGCAAGCCUCAGGUUAUCGCCGUGGUACAGGGUAGAUAAGAAGUACGACCCGACGGGCAAGCAGCACAUCUUUGAGGUCAGGACUUCCAGGUCAACAUGGCGGUUCUUAGCGGACAGCCAGACCGUCAUGGAUCUCUGGGUCUUCUACCUGCAGAUACAGGCCAAUCUAAGAACAGAUUUCCCAGGAAGGUGUUUUGAAGUAUCUCCCGAUGAUUCUGAGUCGAUGAGACGGAUUGGCGCGAGGGCUUCCCAGUGCCUGCUUCAUCUCUCAAAGUGGGGUCUCACACUCGCUCUCAAGCGUACCAGGUCCCUGGUGGCCCAGUGGCCGCUGAAGUGCAUCCGCGAGUUUGAGAGCUCUGAGACCGGCCGCUUCUCCUUCAAGGCUGGACGAAACUCACCAAUGGGGGCGGCUGACUAUGUCUUUGCCACAGUGCUAGGUCAGGACGGUGAGAUAUACGACCUCCUGGAUGCCUAUACAACAGAAGACCUUAGUAGUCAGCCGGAGAACCAGUCAGGUCCUGCAUCAGCCGAAGUAGUUAACCAAGACUAUGAGAGGCUGAGAUUAGCAACCUUUGGUCUCCUUCCGCGGAGGGGCUCAGAAGGUCGACCGAUCUCCCCUAACCACACCCAGCACAGCCAGGCCGUCCCUGUCCCUGGACGACCCAAGAACUAUGAUCGGCUGGACCGAUCAAGAGAUGGUUCCAACAAAAGACUUGACAGGACCAAGAGUGACAAAGUGAAGAGAACUCAGGCGGCGCCACCGGUACCAUCUCGUACCCCGUCCUUACCCCCGAAGACAUCCCGCCCUCCCAGCGCAUCCUCGUCUCUUGCCAUGGAACCAGAAUACAACCUCCCGUAUGCAGACAUGGGAGGAAGAUCAGUGGAGGAUGAGAACCUGCCGUACACCGAGAUGGGUUCUGCAUCAGUCAACACACUCACCAGACAAGGGUUGGGUCGUGACAGCAAGGACCGGAUGACCUGGGAUGUACCCAUUCCCCGAACUCUGACGAAUAGCACCGCGGCCAGUGACAGAUCGAGUUACCAGUUAAUGGAUUUCACACCCCAGUCGUACCGUAACACGCUCACACAGAGCUAUGAGAACACCCCCCUCAUCAGUCCCAGUCCAAGGGCGAGAGGGAUGUCCAAUGGAGGGUUUGUGAAUUCCCCGAUGCAAAGGGCGAUGACGGAGUUGACGAUACAGGAUCACGAGUAUCACAUGGUGGAGUCGACUCGAGGUGCUGCAGGAGGGGAUGGAUCAGAUCCUCCAAGCCCUCUGGUACACACCUACUUUGAAGGGGAGUUCACAGGAAGCAAGGGCUCCUCUGGAGAGAGGGAGCACCAUUAUCAAGGAGUGGAUUACGAGGGUGUCGGUCCGGAGGGUUCCCUGUCGCGCUCUUUCUCCCUCGGUAACCUUCGUAGCCCAACAUCGAUCACAGACUCUUACAUCGACAGAUCACCAAACCUUGGGUCUCUGGACCUCGCCUUUUCUUUCUCACCUGCAAACAUGCCAAACUGGAUGAACGAAAGACAGUUACCAUCUCUACCUCGCGAUGAAGUUCCACCAACUGAAGAGAACCCAUACGUUGUGUCCCCCAAGAAGGGUAGGUAUGCCUACGAAGACGUGAACAAUAUCUUCCCACCCACUCCUGCGCAGGGUGCCCAACAAACGGAAUAUGAAUCUGUCAGUAAUACAUCGGCAGAAGAAAUCAAUGUACAAAAUCAUGUCAUGCGGCAAAGCACGUUUUCAGAGGGAUAUGUAGACUCUAAUCUUGUUCGAUCACAGACAGACAGUUUUCAACCCAAUACUGCAAGGAUAGUCACACAAGAAUCUGCCAAUGUGGCACACUCGGCCAUCGUUGAACCGGGCGUGAUGUACGCACAGGUUGUAGCAUCGGUUCCAGCUCCAGAAGCGGAACCAAAGGAGAAACGGAAAUCAUUCAAAGCCAGGACACUAGAGCGAGUCAAGAUGAAAAAAGCAAAAUCCCUUGUGGACCUUUCCGUAACCCCAAAAUCUCCUGAGCGAAGAUCAGUGGCACUCGAAGACAUGGACAAUACAAAGGUAACUAAUAGUCUAGGGCGUCCAAAGAAGAUGAAGAAAUCUAAAUCGAAUCCAAACCUGCUGUCGGAGCAACCCUCUUCAACUCCUGAGGUCGCACAACAUUUCAUCUCGCCAAAGAAAGGUGCAGACAUCAAACAGUCCCCUGUGACAGGGGUACGCAGGAAGUUUGGUUUGGGACUGAAGAUGAUGAGGCAGAAGAGUCGGAGCCAGGAUGAGGAAGGUGGCGGGGAGAGUCCAGGAAAACCCAAAGUUUUGCCAAGUUUUGCCAAAAUAGACGUCAAAGGCAUCUCUACAACGGACAAGACAAAGUCCUACUCCAGAAGAUCACAAGGUCAGCUGAGCGAUCUACCGCUCGAUGGUGCCGUCGAUGCGAAGAUCAAACAGGCAAAGGAGAAAGGAGGGGCAGCGGGAAAGAGACAGCGAACAGUGUCGGCAGGAUCUGCCAUGUCUGUUCAGUCUAUGUUGAACGAGCAAUCAAACUCUACUGGUAUGAUCACCAACCCCCUUGCGUUGGGUUCCCAGUCCCCUGGCGAGUCUUCGGAAGGACCGGAGCUGGAUGAGCAGGGUUACCUCUCGCCGUCGGAGAUAGGCUCUCCUGUCAAGAUGAUCGCGGAUCCUCUGAGUGAUAGACCGCUCCCAGAGCGCCCUCUUCCCAGCCCUCCGUCACAUUCCCAGAGUGCACCACUCUCAAAAGUCAGGGACGCCAAGAUCACACAGGUUUGGGAGCUUUGAUAUUAAGAUCUCAAUUUAAUCAACGUUUAUUACAUUUUCUGCCGUCUAAUCGUGUAGGAAUGCUUAGUGCUCAAUUUAACGGUCCAAUAUAAGCAGUACCAUUUGAUGUACAAUUUGAAUAUGUGAAAUCUUCCUAAUUAUGGUCCCUUAUGCGUCAGUCACACCUUUGUGUAUUUGACUUGCGUAUUGCUGCGUAUUUAUGACGAGCCGUUUUAACAUUUAUUCCUAUUUCUUGAUAUCAAGAAAUGAUUUUCUGUUGUAAAUCAAUGGUAAUUCUUGAUAUAAAAAAAUGCUUUUGCAUAAUGAAUAGAUUGGUAAACCAAAACAAUAUUUCUAACUGGUGUUUCUAAUCGGAAAAAAGGAUAUACGUGUAUGAUGAAGGCCACUACAGCUUUGCAAUUUGUGAUAUAUGACAUAUUGAUAACAUAGAGACCAACAUGUUACAGAUACUUAUCAUAUUUUCUAGUAUCUCACCUCCACACAAACAGGGUACUCUUUUCUGCAUAAAAACAUACAAAUUAUGUCAGAAGUAAAGAUGUUGAUUUCUAUCAAAAUAUCAAACUUUAAAAGGUUUUAUUUAAUCCUAUCAGUUGAAGUUAUAUUAUUGUUCUUCCAUUUGUGUGAAUGUGUGAGGCUGAUUUUAGUAUGAUAUAUGUUUGCCUCAUAAUUUCAUAUUGUGGUCAUUAUAGUUUUCACUGCUUAAGAUCAAACUGCCAGAUCAUGUGCAAAAAAUAUAAGCAAUAUUGAUUUAUUUGAAGAGAGAUAUGCAUGUACUUACUGAAUUUCACUGCGUUGAAGUAUUCAGGCAGAGUUUUAUCGUAGCAUUCAGUUAACAUGGUGUCACAUAUUACAAUAGUGCAUCAAGGCCCCGUCUUAUAAAGAGUUGAGGAGGCGGGAUAGCUCAGUCGGUAUAGCAGUGGUCUCGUAAUCCGGCGACCCGGGUUUGACACCAUGGCGAUGCGCUCGUGCCCUUUGGUAAGGCAUUAAUCCUCUUUACCAGGUCUCUCGGAGAGCACCA
This is a messenger RNA of Strongylocentrotus purpuratus (purple sea urchin), 4077 nucleotides long. RefSeq lists its product as uncharacterized. Gene Ontology annotation, biological process: cell surface receptor protein tyrosine kinase signaling pathway. The record is from RefSeq and is a predicted model, not a curated record. Bases 54 to 3059 code for a protein of 1001 amino acids. Lineage: Eukaryota; Metazoa; Echinodermata; Echinoidea; Camarodonta; Strongylocentrotidae. The transcript has 8 exons. Gene Ontology annotation, cellular component: cytoplasm.